GUGAUAGCUGGGGGAUCUCAAGUAGGAAAUGGCGAAAGGAGACCAGAAAAACACAGAUGAGAAUCCAACAGACGAAACGGCCGGCAUUAACCCCGCGCUUAGCUGCUCUGCGCUUAGCUGCUCUGCACCUAGCGUUGUGUCGGAGGCUCCGCUAGUCCCGCAACUUCAGACUGCGGAGUUCAGUUCGGAGUCCUUGGCGUCGCAGGCGUCCAUCACCACCAACCCGGAGUACAUCGGUGCAAAGUUCUGCCCAGAGCCACUUUUCAGCAGUAUCGUGGUUCAAAGGUACGAUGGAGAAAUGCGUGGUGACCUGUUUCAUGGUGAAGGCACCGCUUAUUUUCUGGGCGGUAAUACGUAUAAGGGUAUGUUUGCAGAAGGAUACAUGCACGGACGGGGUUUGUAUACCUGGGCAGACGGGGUAAUAUAUGAGGGCGACUUUGUUCUGAAUGUGCCCACGGGAUAUGCGAAAUAUACCUGGCUGGAUGGCAGCUGGUACGAAGGUGAGGUGCAGAACGGACUGCGACAUGGUGUGGGAACCUACAGAUGUGGCACCAAGCGCGUUUCUUACUGUGGUCAGUGGUACCAUGGCAAGAGACAUGGAAAGGGUAAAAUAUUCUAUAACCAGGAGAUGACAUCAUGGUAUGAAGGUGACUGGGUGAACAACACGAUAGAUGGAUGGGGAGUGAGGCGUUAUCUCUCUGGGAAUGUAUAUGAAGGCCAGUGGAAGGACAGCAGGAGACAUGGAGAAGGCACGAUGAAAUGGCUGACGUUGGGUCAGCAGUAUAGUGGCCAUUGGGAAAAUGGAAUCCAGCAUGGCCACGGGACACACACAUGGUUCCAAAGAAGAAUCGCUGGCUCUCAGUAUCCCCAGAGGAAUGAGUACACCGGGCAGUUUGUGCAGGGCGCACGCCAAGGUCAAGGCACCUUCUUCUAUGCCAACGGGGCAUCAUAUGAAGGAGGCUGGCAGGUCAACAGAAAGCACGGCCAGGGAAAGUUUACGUCUAAGAAUGGGCAUGUUUCUGAAGGAGACUUUGUGGAUGACCGCAUGACUGAAUUCCCAGCAUUCCCAAAAGAUGCUGUGUUGACACCAGAUCUCAACAUAUUAAGGACUCCCACUUCUAUUAGUGCAGACAGUGACUCACCCUGGGAUACCUCUGGAUCAGGCCCUGGGUCAUCAUUACUCAGCCAAGACAUGACACUGGAUAUCCGGUCCCUGUUAGUUCAGUUCCCUGAACCACAGAGAGAUGCUGAACUCAAACAGAUGGUGUUGGCAAUGCUGAGACAUGCAGCAGAGCUCAGGAGCACAUACUGCUUCUACAGCCGGCUGGGCCACGACUCUCCAGACAACACCUUCCUGCUCUCCCGUUUGCAGUUCUGGCGUCUGCUGAAGGACUGCAAGGUCCACCAGGAGGGAAUCACUCUGGCCCAAAUGGACCGGAUCGUUGGCAGCGAUGAUACCCCAGAGGACAUCCACUCUCCUUUUGGAACUCUGUUGCUCAGGAACUUCUUGAGCCACCUCGUGAUCCUGGCCAAUCACAUCUAUCACAGAGAGAUGCCCCUUUUCAGAUCAUCUGGCAACGUGCUUGUGACCUGCUUCUCUAAGCUAAUGGAGGAUAACAUCCUUCCCAAUGCAACAAAUGUUAAAGGUAUUCUUUUCUCUUACCCACUCCAUGCUGUGGUGGCCUCUCAUUAUCUGAUGAGAUGCUGGGAGAUCUACCAAUACUUCUGCAAGCAAUAUUCCAGGGCCCCACGUAACCUUACCUUAACCAAGAGACACUUUAUCUGGAUACUCAAGGACCUGAAUGUGUAUGAUGAUAAACUAACCACAGGGAAAGUUCUCGAGAUCCUGUUUACCGAAAGCCUUCCACUAGAAGAUGUUUCACACAGGAACCUGGAUCUGGAGAUGACGUUCCUCGAGUUCUUCGAGGGCCUGCUGGGCUGUGCAGAGGUGAAGCAUCCUCAUACUGUGGAGAUCUCCCCCAAAUAUCUGCCUGAACUAAGCAAGCAGGGAGGGACAGGGGCAUCCCCAGCGAGUAAGGAACUCAGCGUCAGCCCUGCUCAUCUGCUCCAGGGACCCGCAUCACUGUCUGGAAAAUCCGGAGAUGUUUUACACCACCUCUCCACAUUUGAAGAGAAGGACGGGAAACAAGGUGAAUUGCUUGUCAAAAGCCUUAAAGCAGGAACAGGCUCCCUUUUCACUCAGCAAGCCGCAGAGGUAGAACGAGGUCUUGCCCUGCCGAAUCCGGACACAGAUUCAGUUGCGGGGCUGGAAGGCGAGCCGACGGCUGCUCUGAUGCGCUCCAUGCCGGCUUUAGACACACGCUCGUCCACUGCGCCUCCAUCCAGAGCAGAGCCAAGUGAGGAGGCUGGGACAGAGCCAGAGAGUGAGCAGACACUCUGGGCCAGCAGGAUCCACCUGUUCUUCAGAAAUACCUUCUUCCCAGCGUAUGAGCGCAGGCUGCUGCUGGACAGGGAGGCAGAGAAUGAACGGGUGAAGAAAGAGCAGGUCCAGAGCUCUGCUGCUAACACCACAGAGACCAGCAGGAGCAGGCCCUCUCUGUAGCGUCCAUACAUCCACCCAUAUGCCCCUAGAGAUGUUGUUCUCUGCUUUCGCUCUAAAACUGUAAAAUAUAUGUCUAAUUUUUACAUACUAGACAAUGUCCGACUCAGGUGACAUCGGACACAGGGGAACUGGACUGUUAGUUUUAAUGGUCAUUCCGUGACAAUUAGUAACAAACAGAAAGUGAUACAAACCCACUAAAGUGUUGGUAAUGCGCCACUUAAAUUCCAUGGCACCGCUGCGCGUCAUGCCACCCUCUGCGCCAGUUUCAGCAGCCUCCAGAACUCUGCGCGUUUACCUAACCGAGGGUGUGUUGUGCUGGUCUGUCACACAGAAAGGACUUACAGAAUUCUUGCCCCCAGGAUAAGGUUCACCCAUCUAUUUCAUAAAUUGUUUUGCUUAAGGCCACCAGCACCAGAGAGGCUAACAUGAGGAUGAGGGGGUAUUUUAAAGGUGAAAUAUUCAGGCAUCAAAAGAUAGGAGAUCAGUUGUGGAUGGCCUAGUUUGUGCAGCGUAACAGCAGUUCAUCUUUGGGAUAAGGUUAAAAUUGCGUAAUAUUUUAGUAUGUAAAUAGCUCAAGGUUGGUUGGACAAAAUUGAAUUAAUUUCCAGCUGACAUAAAAACCAAUGCAUGGAUUGACCCCAAGGUCAUGUAAGCAGUAUAGUGUGGAGUCUGCGUUUGCCUUCCAUGGACCUGGUGCUCUUCUGGGCCGGUCUGAUGAGUUCAGGUUUUGCCUUGCUGAUGUGAUGAAUAACAGAGAACAAACCAGCAGACGGUCAUGAGCUAGAGGGUAACAGCUCUUAAUCAGCACAGGUGUGAGAGCCAAUCCCAUGCAGGCCGUCUGCAGGAUUUCCUGCUGAAGCUACAGAUCUGUGGGCAUAGCUAUGGGAAGGGAGGUGCUAGACUUGGAAAGUUAUGGGGGGAAGAUGAGGUGGAGGAGAGAGGAGGAGGCCCUGUCUGAGCCUUGGUCACAUCAGUCUCUCUCAUCAGAUUCCUGGCCAGCAGCUUGAAAAAAAAAAACAAGAAGUCUGAACAAAUACCCCCCUUAAAAACAUGUGUUUAAAGAUUAGCAGGCAUUUUUAAUUGUACCU
Paramormyrops kingsleyae is the source of this 3651-nucleotide messenger RNA. It is a transcript of the gene rsph10b, whose product is annotated as radial spoke head 10 homolog B. The record is from RefSeq and is a predicted model, not a curated record. Lineage: Eukaryota; Metazoa; Chordata; Actinopteri; Osteoglossiformes; Mormyridae.